UUCAACUGGGACCAGACGAGUGAGGCCAGGCCUGCCGCAGAAAUGGACUGUUGCGCCUUUGGAUUGAUGCGCAUGGUGCUGCUGUGCGUAUGCGCAGAUCGGAGCUUUGCGCAACAUGCUCCAGAGUGUUUACCUGGAGGCCACCGGAUUUUGCGUAACCCCAACCGCAGUGUUGAUUUUGACUCCACUGAGAUCCAGAACACGGCCAUCCAGGACCUGAUCUGCGACCACUCGCUGUCACCGGGCUGGUACCGCUUCUGGAUCAACAACAAACCGGCUGAGAUGCCGACUGCCUGUGUUGAGAUGAACCGCUGUGGGACGCAGGCGCCGGUGUGGCUGUCUCUGAAGGACGCCUCCCUGCCGCGGCCCGGCGAGGUCCGCCAGCUCUCUGCCUGCGCCACCUGGCAGUUCUUCCACGGCAGCACAAAGGACUGCUGCCUCUUCCGCAUUCCCGUCACGGCGCGGAACUGCGGCGACUUCCUGCUCUACUACCUGCAGCCCACGCAGGGGUGCAUGGGAUACUGUGCAAAAGUUGUUCCAGAUGUGGCGCACGUGCUCUGCCCACCCGGUGAGACCGACGUCAACGGCCGAUGUCAAGCUGCUGUGCCGUCCUUGUUGUCCCGGCCGGUGAUCACUGCUGAGCUGAUCAGCCGCAGCGUCCACCUGAGGUGCUCCUUCACCCCGCCGGCAUGGACCCAGCGUCUAGGCUACCAUGUGGCUUGGGCGCGACACGUUGGCCUCAGCAUGAAGACUGAGAUCAGGCAGGAAUCCACGCUGGAGACCUUCUCGCUGAUGGAGAUGGACGGCGUUCACUUCAGGCUGGGAGAAACGUUCUCCUGCAGCGUGUCGACUUUCACGGCGAACUCCAGCCACAGCAGAUCCGCCGCCAGAGACAGUGAGAACUUCUACGCUGGGCUGAAGUUUUCUCCAGACUCACUCCACAUCACGGAGAACGCUGAAGUUCACAAGGUCACUGUCCACAGCACAGUUCCCAUCGCCUGCUACAACCAGGACCUGGACCAGCGCUGUGGACUCCCUCUGGCUCUGAGUGUUCACGAUCCAGACAGUCUUGGACUUGAGGCUGCCAACGUGGCGCUCUCUGCCUGCCAGGUGGCACUCCAGCCGACCGCCUGCAGCAACGGCAGCUGUGGUCGAGCGGCGUUCAUGGUCGCUGCCGUCACCGACUUCACACGUGAUGGGAACCGACCCAGUGUGGUCAGUGUGCUGCCUGGACACCCGGUACCACGACUCUGGAGGAACUACAUCCCAGCGUCACUCAAAGUCACAGUCAAAGAUGUUCCCACGUCCAUCUGCUACUCGCUGACUGAUCCACACGUCAUCACUCUGGACGGCAGGUAUUAUGAAAACCACCAGACCGGCACCUUUGUUCUAUACCGGAGUCUGGCCCGGGACUUUGAAGUCCACUCCCGGCAGUGGGACUGUGGCAGCCAUGACCACGCUGUCACCUGCAACUGUGGCGUUGCGGCACGAGACGGGAACGAUGUCACCGUUUUGGACAUGUGCAACAGCCAGCCACAAGAAACAAAGCCCCGUCUCACCCUGAAGGACCUCGAGGACGGAGAUGGCACCAGGAACAGGGUCAGGGUGCUGGAAACCCAUCAGGGGAAGAAGGUCACUCUGAUCUUUCCCUCCGGGGCCUUUGUUAGGGCCGAUGUCAGCGACUGGGGGAUGAGCCUGUUCCGCGCGCCCAGUGUCGACUACGGCAGCACGCAGGGUCUCUGCGGCACCUUCGAUCACAACAUCAACAACGAUUUCCUCGGCGCUGACGGCAGAUCCUUCCACGCAGACAACCUGCAUCACUUCAUAGAGGACUGGAGGCUCCCUCCUGGUGAGAGUUUAUUUGAUGCCACGCCUCCUAAAACCGCUCAGGUGGUCCGGAGGCCGUUCUGUCGGUGCCGAGCGGGAUACAGUACUCAUCACCAUGGCGACAGAGGGAAUAAGAACAUGUAUGCCACGGAGUCAUCCUGCGUCACGUAUGAAGAUGUUGAUGACACAUCUGUGUUUCCUUCUACUGACACAACUCUGGAACACAGCAGGGGUCCAGGGCAAACGUUCAGGGUCCUGGACAUGUCUGCAUUCAGCGCUCCUCCUCUGGAGACAACAGAUGAACAUGAUGAGGACUAUGAUGAUGAUCAUGAUGAUGAUGAUGAUGAUGAUGAACUGGACAGUGACUUCAGGGACUUUCUGUCCACUGGCAGAUCAAGGCAACAGACAUUGUUUGAAUUUAAACCUGUCUUCACUUCACAAAGCCUCAGUCAGACUGAUCUGGAGAAUUUUGCCUACUUCUUCCCAGAGGAUCAUCUUGCAGAAAGCCGACCUGAGGUCCGUCCCAGGUGGCCCACUCCAAGUGGUCUGACAUCAGCCACAGCUCUGGAGGUGUGCCAUUUAGCUCUGGCCAACUCCACUGUUGGGGCAUCGUGCCGGGAGUUGCUGGGGCGCCGUCUGGAUGAAGCUGUGGAUCUCUGCACCCUGGACCUGCAGCUGAAGGAUGACCUGGGCUGGGAGAAGGCGCUGCUGCCGUACCUGGAGAACGAAUGUGAACGGAGGCUGUUGGAAAACCGGACCCAGCGAGUCCUCGGAGUGUCUGGUGAAGCACGACCAGGGCAGGUGGUGAUGGCACUGCGAUGUCCCAACUUCUGCAGUGGGAAUGGGCGGUGCACAGAGUGGGGCUGCCGGUGCCACCCGGGGUUCAGCCUCUACGACUGCAGCCGGCCCAUCAGCCAGCCAGCAAAGCUGACAGAUCUGGAGAACAGUGGACUGUGUGACCUCCGAGUCUUUGACUGCCGCAGGGUUCGAGUCUUCGGUCUUGGUUUCAUUGACUCACCCAACCUCAGCUGUCAUGCUACAAGACUGAAGUAUGUGAAUGGAAUUUGGGUUCCAGCAGAGAAACAAAGGACUAAAGCCUCGUACCUGAGCUCCAAGGCUUUGGACUGCAGCGUUCCACCCCUGAGCAACACGGCCAUCCACACCGAAGACUUCACAAUGGACGAUAAACCCUACGCACGGUGGGAGAUCACGGUGACCAAUGACGGUUCCCUGUACAGUCACGCCAAAGUGUUGACGAUCUACGAUGGUGUUUGUCAGGUCUGUGAAGCAUCACGCUCAGGACUUUGUAAGUCCAAGGAGCGGACAUGUCGGAUCGACGGAAUGUGUUUGGCAGAAGGAGAUUCGAACCCCAGCAGCUCCUGUCUCCUCUGUGACCCGGACACCUCCUUGGUCACCUGGUCUCUCAACAAAGCCAAUGAGCCGCCUGUCUUUCACCGACCGCAAGACGACCUGCAGACAUUCGAGGGUGAGAACUUUGUCUUCCAGUUCGCUGCAUCAGACCCUGAGGGAUCGGCCAUCCUCUUCCAGCUGGAGGCGGGGCCACCGGGGGCGGUCCUCUCCCCCGCCGGCCUCCUCAUCUGGAGCGUCCCGACACUUCCUGGGGAGGAGGAGGGACGACGGGAACAACGCACCUUCCGUUUUACACUCUCAGAUGAGUGCAACGCUCGGAGCAGCGUCGCUGUGGAGGUCACCGUGGUGCCGUGUGGCUGCAGCGCCGGCGGCACGUGCGUGACUGAUGUCAACUUCCCAGCGGGCAGCGGGAAGUACCUGUGUGUGUGUCCUGACAGACGGCACGGCGACCUCUGUGACCUGGAAGUAGAUGAAUGUCUGUCGCGUCCAUGCAAAGCCGGCGUGUGCGUCGACACGGCCGGCGGCUACAGGUGUGAGUGUCCACCAGGGCGGAAAGGUGGACUGUGUCUGGAAGAUAUUGAUGAAUGUGAGAUGAAGCCCUGCUUUCCUGGAGUUCAGUGUUUCAACACCUUCGGCUCCUACAGCUGCAGCCCCUGCCCCAAAGGCAUGCUGGGAAAUGGGACAGCGUGUAGUGCUGUGAUCAGGCCGCUCACUGACUCUCCCACAUCUGUUCCUCAUACGGACGUCCAAAAGAUUCCAGAUGUUCCGCUGCACUCACCAGGAAUUAAAACAGAGACUUUCCCAAAGACUUUAAGUGGGAACUCCCUGCAGAUGAGAGCUGAGGAGGCAAAAAAAAUUCCAAGAACAGACCCAGAUGGAUCAGAAACACAGACCAACACUUGGAGGAACAUUCCAAGAAAUAGUCUGGGACGGACUAUAUCAGAGACUAACAAGAGCGUCUCAUGGACUAAACAAACGCUGAACGAUGAUUUGAGAAAAGAAAUAGAUCCAAACUAUUCCCAGGCCAACACAGACACUUCCAAGAACAUAUCAGGAACUACACAGAUCCAAAUCACCUCUAACCCGCCCAGUGAAACGGCUGCCAGGACGUCCGGUGAAGAUCAGCCUCCUGCUGGUUCUGGUCGUUCUGGUGUUCUGAACGGGUCAGCUACAUGUGCCAGUCGGCCCUGUUUCCCCGGGGUUCUGUGCAUUGACCGUAGGCCACCACACGUUGGCUACGCCUGUGGCCACUGCCCGCCUGGUCUCUAUGGCAACGGACGCAUCUGCACAAAGAACACCAAAGCAGCAUCCAGUCAUCUUCCUCAGCAACAGUCCGUGAGCAAACCCAGCCAGCCCUCACACAGCAGCAACAACAGAGUCUCCCAGCUCCACCUGCCUGUCGUUCCCGCUCGCCACGGUAUCAAGCAUCUGUCCUCGCCCGUCACCAGACGGAACCGGGGCGGUGAGCUGCACCAGGCUUCAGGAAAGGAAGACUCAAGUGGGAGGAGAGACGCUUUUACUGUCGCUUCAAGAAAUGGUCCCAAAACAUCAGUCACUGACCUCCAUCUAAAAACAAACACAGCCAAGUCCAGUACCAAGGAGGACUCCACCACGAGCUUCAGCAGCUCCCGCGAGAUCUUCCAGCUGUUCCACGGAGAAGUGAAAGGUUCUGUGCCUCAUAACAAAGUAACUCCACCCAUUUCUCAGCACGAAACCCACCCACAACUCAACCACAUGAUGCCCACCCGGGUCAAACCUUGGACCGCUCCUCAACCAGACCGGCCACUGACAGCAGCACUAACCGCGGUGUCCUACUUGCUGUCCGAGUCAGAAUUCUCUGCAGAUGGCGAUGAGGUGGAACCUGGACUCCCAGAGCUGCCAUCAUUGAUACCGGGGUUGACCCUCACAAUGCCGGGCAGACCCGCCCACAGCACCAGCACCUCACUCCGCAGAGCUGGUCCACCACAGAGGAUCAGGCCGGUGUUGUCCUGUGCUGACAGGCCGUGCUUCCCCGGUGUCCAGUGUGAGCCAGCACCGGAUGGGGGCUUCCAUUGUGGGAGGUGCCCUGUUGGAUAUAUCGGACACGGACAAACAUGUCGAGCUGUUUGCAAGCAUCCAUGUGGGAGGAACAUGGCUUGCGCGGCGCCCAACACGUGCCGCUGCAAACCAGGUUACACGGGAAACAACUGUCAGACAGCGAUGUGCGAGCCGCCUUGUGUGAACGGUGGCGUUUGUGUGGCUCCGACCGUGUGUCAGUGCCCCCGAGGUUUCCACGGAGAAACCUGUCAGGAAGCUCUGUGCAGCUCGCCGUGUGAGAAUGGCGGCGUCUGUGUGGGACGCCAGUCGUGUUUGUGUCCUUACGGGUUUGUUGGACCUCACUGUGAAACCAUGGUUUGCACUCGUCACUGUCAUCACGGAGGUCAGUGCGUGGCUCCAGAUGAGUGUGAGUGUCCACCGGGCUGGACCGGACCAUCCUGUCAGACAGCCGUUUGUUCUCCUGUUUGUCUGAACGGAGGUUUGUGUGUUCGGCCAAAUACCUGCGAGUGUCCUCGAGGAUUCUACGGCGCACGGUGUCAGAACGCCAUGUGCAGUCCUUCCUGUAAGAACGGCGGCCUGUGCCGGAGGAACAACGUCUGUGCCUGCCUGCAGGGAUACACGGGGACACGCUGCCAGAAAAGCGUGUGCGAGCCCAUGUGCAUGAACGGCGGGAGGUGUGUUGAGCCCAACGUUUGCGACUGCCCGUCGGGUUGGCAGGGAAAGCGAUGCGACAAACCCAGCUGUCUGCAGAAAUGUCUGAACGGAGGAGAAUGUGUCGGGCCCAACAUCUGUCACUGCACCGUCGGCUGGGGAGGCGCGCUGUGUCAGAGCCCUCACUGUGAACAGAAAUGUCUGUACGGCAGCCGCUGUGUUCGGCCCAACGUGUGUGCCUGCCGGGGAGGAUCUUCAGCCUCACUCUGCUCCAGGAGGCUUCCGAUCACUCAAGGCUGACAUCACUUUAACGUCUGCAGCUCGCCGAACACGUGGAUCUCAGAGAAAAUCAAUAAAACUUUUGGAUGAUCCACAGCCGUAACAAGAACUUCUUCCAAAACUCAAACCUGGACACAGUUUCUGCACUUGAAUUCUUCAAACAUCAGGAAUUUAUUUAUUUUUUAAACCUUAUCUUUUAUUCUUUUAGAGACCAAGUAGAGCUGGGCCUCACUCAAAAGGUUAAAGGUCACCACCGUGCAACAAAAGCAUCAUUGUCACGACUGUUAUUGUCGGUAUGUUCACGAAGAUUAAAAUAAGAAAUGGAAGAAAAAAGCAGAAAAUCAAACUUCCAACAACCAAGAGUUAGUUUGGUUAUGAUCCUCAUCGUGUUAAACCGCUUUGAGCUUCUCUCAUCUGAACCAAUUAUUCACCUUUAAUGUCAGUCAUUAAAAAAUAUCUCUGGCAUAUUAAAAUAUGACAAUCACAACAGCAGAUUUUCCACAAAUUCCCAAAACAU
Messenger RNA from Thalassophryne amazonica, 6682 nucleotides. RefSeq names its product von Willebrand factor D and EGF domain-containing protein-like. Gene Ontology annotation, cellular component: extracellular region; cell surface. The record is from RefSeq and is a predicted model, not a curated record. Gene Ontology annotation, biological process: anatomical structure development. NCBI's taxonomy places the organism in Eukaryota, Metazoa, Chordata, Actinopteri, Batrachoidiformes, Batrachoididae. Gene Ontology annotation, molecular function: calcium ion binding; signaling receptor binding.